AUGAAGAGACAAUCGGGAGAGAAGGAGAAGAAAAGUGUCGACACGGCUCACAUUAGGGGCAUAGGGGAUGUGCAACGAAAUUCUAUGUUCGGAAAAUAUUCUGAGGCAGAAAUUGUAUCUAAGCUAAAAGCAAUUGCAGUCGAUCCCAGUAAUCCACAGUUUGCGCGCGAUAAUAUUCAGGCUUUCCGAAAUCAGAUUGUGAAGUUUCGAAAAGUGAUGGUUCUGAAAGAUUCUGAAAUUCCUUGGAGAAAGCGCAAACUCGAGCAGUUCGUAAAAGAUAAGCUGAGACCUCCUUCUCCCUUUGUUUCCCCAAGCAAAGAGAACAAUACGAGGAAAAUGAGCAGGAAACAGUCUUCCCAUGCUUCACCAACUUCUUCGUGUUUGCUUAAUUCAUCUGACUCCACUCGAUGCCUGCAUGAGAAAACUACCUUCGACCCUCAUGCUUCCACCAGUUUACUGACAUUCGAAUAUUCACUCCUAGACGAUGCACUUGAUUUUAACUGCCUUUGCAGCAAUAAUAACACACCUCCUAAUGUAGAUUCCGAUGAUUCUGUAAAAGGCCCGAACCUGAACCAUGUGAGCCCAGUAGAAUCAUUUCCUAACGAGAUUCAUUGUCUGUCACAUGGGGCCCGCAGAAAGCCUUCCCGCCAGUCAAAGUGGUUACUGAAUAUCGUAAGCGAUCAGUUCCAGAAAAAAGUUGUUCCUAUUGGGCCCCGUUUCCAGGCCGACGUCCCUAAAUGGGCUGGGCCUGCAGAAAAGCCCGAUGAUGAUUCCAAAUGGUUGGGAACUCAGGUCUGGCCUGCUCAAACCCGUGGCAACAACAACAACAACAAAGGAGCUGGAAAAGCAAUAGGAAAGGGACGGCCUGACUCGUGUUCGUGCGUUUCUCCCGGUUCGUCUGAUUGCGUUAGGCAGCAUGUGCUCGAUGAGAAGCUGGCUCUUCAGCAUGAGUUGGGUCUCGCCUUUUCUAUAUGGAAAUUUGACAAGAUGGGCGAACAGGUUUCUGAGUCGUGGUCGUUGAAGGAGAAAAACCGUUACGGGUCUCUGUUGAAAAUGAUGCAGAAUUCCGAUGGGAAGAGCUUCUUGAAACGAGCGCUAAAGUGUUUUCCCAAUAAAACCGGGAAAGACAUUGUGAAUUACUACUUCAACGUCUACAUUCCGAACCGCAUGGCCGCCGGGUCGGAAUCGACGAGACGAGUCGAUACGGAUGAUGAUGAGGAUGAGGAUUUUAAUUACUUGGGAGUGAAGAAAAAGAGCCCCGUCAAAAAAUCCAAUUCGAAGGAUGUUAAGGGUAAGUACUUGCGCCGUUUACCUUAG
Messenger RNA from Striga hermonthica, 1317 nucleotides. The record is from the annotation of a GenBank genome assembly. Lineage: Eukaryota; Viridiplantae; Streptophyta; Magnoliopsida; Lamiales; Orobanchaceae.